Molecule: messenger RNA, 687 nt
Organism: Pochonia chlamydosporia 170
Lineage: Eukaryota; Fungi; Ascomycota; Sordariomycetes; Hypocreales; Clavicipitaceae
Exons: 2
Coding region: 1-687 (228 amino acids)
Biological process (GO): translational elongation
Cellular component (GO): cytoplasm; nucleus
Source: RefSeq, a predicted model, not a curated record
AUGGCAUCUCUCGGAACACUUAACACUACUCCAUUCAAUCCAAGAAUUCGCAAGAUCUUGGCAGCAGCAGCCAUCGCUGGUGUUGAACUUUCAACCCCCUCGGACUUCAAAUUUGGCGAAACGAACAAACAGUCUGCGUAUCUUUCCAAAUUCCCCCUUGGCAAAGUCCCUACGCUAGAGACCCAAGAUGGCUUCCAUCUCUCUGAGUCCUUCGCAAUAGCGUACUAUACCGCCGAACGUGCAGUCACGACUCAAAAACGAGAGCAGCUGCUCGGAUCGAGCCCUGAGGAGAGAGCUCUUAUCCAACAGUGGAUAUUCUUUACCUCACUCCAUCUUGAACCCACAAUCAAUAAUGUUUGUGGUUGGAGGAAGGGAUACGCAAAGUAUGAUGCAGAAGUUGAACGGUCCAGCGGAGAGGAAUUCAAGCGCUGGCUGAACUACAUGGAAGCAGCUAUUAAGGGACAAGACUGGUUCGUGAAAGGCGGCACCGGGCCUAGCCUAGCGGAUAUUGCCAUUGGGAGUGCUUUGUAUUUUGCGUUUGGGAUUUACCUGGAUCAGAACGCUCGCAAUGAGUAUCCGGAACUUACCGCGUGGUAUAAGAAGCUGAAAGAUGUGGCAGAGUUGGCUUCCAUUUUUGAAGGAGAUAUGAUUGAUCAGAGGUUGGAAGAGCCAUCAACUAAGGAAUAA